AAUGUGGGAGAAAAUCAAAGUAUCCGUCGGUUAAAUCGAGUGUUAAAUUCGGGGUCUCGGAGAAUACCUGGAGAAAGACCGUGUCUGUAGUUUUUGUCCAGUUAUAUAUAUAGGGUCAGAUCCUGGGAGCUAGGCUAAUUCAUAUCCGCCAUUAUUACUAAUGUAAAAGAGCGCCAUCCGUGAUAUCAGUCGGCGGAGAAAGACGGUUGGGAUGUGAAACGAGAAGGCGACGGUUCCGUAAACGUGCUUAUCCGUCGUCCGGGGUCCUGGUCCCGCCGGGUGGGUGCCGUUACACGGUGACAAAAAUGUAUCACUUCUGUCUUCUUGAGCCAGCCUUGUUCCGUUUCCUCCAUGAUGCUCCUCGGUCGGAGCUGCUGAUCGAUCUGCUUCUGAAUUUUUUUUAUGACUCUUCGAGGACAUCUCUUGGAAACCUCCAGUCUCCCUCAGCAGCUAACCUGGCCACGUUGCAGUCCUAUAGGCCCCUUCUGAGCGACUAUGGACCUCCAUCUCUGGGAUUCUCACAGGGCUCUACUGGAAGCCAAGUGCCUCAGAACAAAUAUGCAGAGCUGCUGGCCAUCAUCGAAGAGCUCGGAAAGGAGAUCAGGCCAACAUAUGCUGGAAGCAAGAGUGCAAUGGAGAGACUGAAAAGAGGAAUAAUCCACGCUAGAGGGCUGGUGCGUGAAUGCUUGGCUGAGACGGAGAGAAACGCAAGGUCCUAGCUACGAACACACAUUCCUCCCUGCAAGAAGAACUAACAGUCUGCGUCUCAUGAAAACAAUAAAUAACUUGCAUGGCAUUUCCUUUGAGAGGAGGAAGUAAAUGAACAAAGGAUGAGGAGGCAAGCUCCUAGAGGAUAAAAAAAAAAAAACAGUAACACAGUUCAUGACUCCUGAGGGUUCUGGAGGAUCAUUUAAAUCAUUUGUGGGUUAUUGGAAUUCAAAUGAAAGGAUAUCAUGUGUUUUUAUGCCCCACUUUUGGGAUCUUAGUUUUGACUUCAUAUUUAAAAGCAUUGGUUUAUGCAUGCGAAUGGGCCCGGGGGUUAAUUGUAGACACUGCAUGGCUUGUACAGGGGUAGAUGGAGACGGCUUCUUUUUGAUAGUAUUUGGUCUG
Seriola dumerili (greater amberjack) is the source of this 1110-nucleotide messenger RNA. It is a transcript of the gene cdk2ap1, whose product is annotated as cyclin dependent kinase 2 associated protein 1. The coding region runs from base 306 to 719 and encodes 137 amino acids. The record is from RefSeq and is a predicted model, not a curated record. Lineage: Eukaryota; Metazoa; Chordata; Actinopteri; Carangiformes; Carangidae. The transcript is spliced from 4 exons. Gene Ontology annotation, cellular component: nucleus; cytoplasm.